AUGAACGGGACCCGGCCGCGCCGGAGCUGCGAGAUGGUGCAGCCAAGCGGGGGCUCAGGCGGCGACUGCGGAGCCCUGGGCGAGGACUCGUCCCUGGGCAAGGUGGCGGCCUGGCAGCUGCCCUCCGACCUGGGCGGGCACGAGGCCCUGCAGCGCUUCGUGGCCGAGAACCAGGACCUGAAAGAGGCCAUUCGGCAGAGUAACCAGAUGCUGCGGCAGCGCUACCAGGAGUUCCUGCGCUUCAAGGCCGCACAGCGCAAGGAGAAGGACUUCCUGAUGCUCCGUUUCCGGGAGGCCCGGGAUGUGGUGGAGAAGCUGAACGCUGAGCGGACCGAGAUGAAGUGUCAACUGGAGCAGGCCCUCUGGGAGGUGGAGCAGCUCAAGGGAAGGCAGCAGCUGAGCGCCCUGGAGAAGGAGAUCCCUGAGCCAGAGGAGGCGGACACUAUGACCCUGACCCAGGAGUUGGCUGAGCCCAUGAUGGCCCCUGGCCCGGAGACCCUGCAGCUGCUGAAGGAGCAGCUGGAGCAGCUCCAGGAGGCCAACCGGGCCCUGCAGGCCCAGAUCCAGCAGCAGGUGCAGCCCCCAGGAGAGGCUGGUGUGAGGGUCAAGGAGAAUGGGGUCCAGCUGGAGAGGCCGGUGGAGCUGGAGGCCCUGCAGGGCGGCGGGGACAGCGGCAGGCGGGACGCAGCCGAGCUGCUGCAGAGGAGGCUGAAGGAGACGGAGGAGGAGAGCAUGGGGCUGAAGCAGCAGCUGGCAUUGGUGCGGGAGGAGAUGGCCAAGCUGGGAGCCAGGGCACAGGAGACUGAGCAGCUGGCCGAGCAGCAGCUUCAGGCCCUGAGGAAACAGCUGGAGCAGCUGACUGAGGACAGGGCCUCGGUGAAAGCCCAGGUGACCUCACUGCUGGGGGAGUUGCAGGAGAGCCAGAGCCGGCUGGAGACCUGUAUGCUGGAGAAGCGGGAUCUGGAGGAGAAAGCACAGGCUGCUGCCGAGCGGUGCUGCAAGCUGGAGCGGGAGGCCGAGGCGCUGCACAAGCAGCACAGCGUGCAGACGGACCAGCUGCGCAUGCAGGCCCAGAACCUGGAGACGGCGCUGCGGGUGGAGAGACAGGGCGCCACAGAGGAGAAGAGGAAGCUGGCCCAGCUGCAGGCAGCCUAUCACCAGCUCUUUCAGGAUUACGAUGGGCACGUGAAAUCCGGCCUAGAGAGCGAGAAGAAGAGCCAGGGCAUGGAGCUGCACCUGGAGGAGCUGCAGCAGCAGCUGCAGCAGGCUGAGGAGGCGCUGGUGGCCAAGCAGGAGCUGAUUGACAAGCUGAAGGAGGACAUGGAGCAGCACAAGGCUGUGCUGGAGACCAUCCCUGUGCUGAAGGCCCAGGCUGAUAUCUACAAGGCGGAUUUCCUAGCGGAGCGUGAGGCCCGGGAGAAGCUGCACGAGCAGCGCGAGGAUCUGAAGGAGCAGUUUGAGCAGCUACGGCGGGACUACGACAAGCUGAUAGCAGACGCUAAUGGAGCCACCUGGACUCUGAUGGAGGAGAUGAGGAACCGCCAUUCGGAGGGGCGCCCACCUGUACCCCAGCCAGUUUACAACAUGGCCCCAGUACCUUUCCAACCCCUGCCAGCUGCAGGGCGCAGGCGAAGUAUCCACCAGGAGCAGCCGGAUUUCUGCUGUCCCAAGUGCCAGUACCAAGCUCCGGACAUGGAUACACUGCAGAUCCAUGUGAUGGACUGUAUCAAGUGAUGCCCAUGAAGGAGGAGGAGGCUGGGGUCGAGGGGGGUGCCUGGCCUGCUCCACUCUUUGCUUCCCCCCCAUGGCACUUGCUGUUCUGCGACACAAUGCUGCAAACUGGGUUCACAGCUGUCUUGAGCCAGGUCGAAUGGACAGUCUGUGGGUACCAUGGGGGAGGAUGGGGUUUGCACCAUUGUUUCUGCCUUACGUGAAACUGAAUGUACCUGAUCUGCUGUAAUUCAGGGAUUUGACAAUCUGUGGAGACUGACAGAUUAGUGGUGGGGAGCAGGGGUGCUGAGAGCUACUGAACCAAACUUUAAACCCUGUAUAUAAGGGAAACCCCUUCAAGCUGGGGUGUGGCAGCACCUGGCGGAGGGGCAAAGAGGGGUGGCAGGAACGUUUCACUGUUCAGCUCCUUUUUAAGCACCUUAUUGCUAACCCUGCAGCAUUUGCAGAGGGUGGUGGAGAAGACAGAUUCCCCUGCUCAGUUUCAGGCUGUCGCAGCAUCUCUCUGCUUUCCUUCUACACUGUGCUUUGGUUAUUUAACAUUAUGGUCCAUGUGCUGCUCUGAAAGUCAGACUCUUGCCUUAAUGUAAAUUCUAUUGAAACUUAAUGCAGAGGGAGGGGAGUUGAGUGUUUACAGAUACUGCUGUUUUGAGCCCCCCUGCCUGGUGUUGCUAAAGCAUCCACAAGAUGGAGAAUCUGCCCCUUUUCUAAGUACUUGGUAUUUUCUUCUUGUUAAUGUGCUUAAACAUUGAGCUAGAUUCACACAAUCACCAGGUCUGCCUUCCUCUACCAUGGAAUAACAGAAAUAUCCAAAACACAAGUGCUGGCACUAAUGAGGGGAGGGGAGAAGACAAGAUAGCAAAUAAAAUUCAGUGUUGAUUAAUCCCAGAGCAGCUGUUUUACACACACACACACUGUGUGUAGCAAGGCCUAUGUUUUCCAAGGUGCAUUCGUUUGCAUUUAUGGGUCAUCUGGAAGCUAUGCCCCCUCACUCUAAGCACCAGAGCAGGGCAGGCAGUAGGGGUCUGGGUCACUUGUGUCAAUCCUUAGUCCAGUACUAUUCAAGCUCCACCUAUGCACAUCGUUGAGGCCUGAGUGGAAGUGCUGCCUCCAGUUCUGGCAGAUACUUUCCUCAGUUUAAUUGCUCUCUUUGAAAAGGUUAGGAACACUGGUCACUUUUGGAAGUACUUUUUUUUUUUUUUUUUUUAAAUUAACCUUAAAGUAAAAUUAGGAAGCUACCAACUGGUGGAGUCUUAUGUCUAACAUGUUGCUUAUAAACUAACAAAAGAUCCUGUAGAUUAGCAAAAAAAGUAUUGAAUACACUGAGUUUAGCCUCAUGGUGCAUGCUUGCAAGCUUAUGGAGUUAGGCUAAAAAAACAACAAGGAGUCUGGUGGCACCUUAAAGACUAACAGAUUUAUUUGGGCAUAAGCUUUCCUGGGUAAAAACCUCACUUCUUCAGAUGCAUAGAGGGAAAGUUACAGAUGCAGGCAUUAUAUACUGACACAUGGAGAGCAGGGAGUUACUUCGCAAGGGGAGAACCAGUGUUGACAGGGCCAAUUCAAUCAGGGUAGAUGUAGUCCACUCCCAAUAAUAGAUGGAGUUAGGCUAGUUAGCAUAGAGGGUACUUGGCUCGCAAAAAAGUACUAAACAUCUUCUCAUGCACAGCCUUUUUCAAGGCUCUUUGCCAGCUGCUUGCUUUGCAGCAUUUAUGUCUCAUGCCCUAAUGAAAUCACACCUGGACUCCGAGCUUGGCAAUUUGACUCUCCCUAGGGCAGCAAGUCCAGCCAGUGGCGGGGGUUUUCCCUGCCCCGCAGCAGGGGCCGGGUUGGGGUGGGUGUUACAUAAUGGGCAAUCAAGGCCAGUACAUUGCAGACCAAUCAGGAACCUCACUGUACUUCACUUGUGGCUCAUUGCUCCUGCCCCAUGCACCUCAGCCACAGUGGGCACUUCUAUUAGCAGCCCCCUGCAGCCAGGGACUGAGCCUUAUCUGGUGUCACUCUGUGUUGUUUCCCCCCUCAUUGGACCCUGACUGGAAGGACCUAGCCCCCCUGUGUACAGCUUAUGUAGACCUUCACAGGCACCCCCCAAAAUUUCUGAAGCAUAAAGAGGGCAAGUGAACCCCACCAUAGCACUCCCCACCCCUCCAGUAAGUGUUCCCCUCCUUUAAAGUGACAGAGCCACAUUCCCCCCAGCCCCCCACUUUGGGGCCAGUCUCUCUCUCUCUCCAGUUGCAGUUAUCGCUAGGGAGAUUUAAAAUAAAAAGUCUGGUUUGUAUGUUGUUUAAAAGCCAGGCCCAUUCAGCAAAGCACAUCACCGUGCAAGUGGCCUCUGGGGUUACAGUGCUAGGGACCCUGCUGUUCCAAUCUGAUUAUGGGCAUGGAAUGGCUUCCAUAUGAGGAGAGAAUAAGAAGACUGGGACUUUUCAGCUUGGAAAAGAGAUGACCAAGGGGGGUUAGGGUAGAGGUCUAUAAAAGCAUGACUGGUAUGGAGAAAGUAAAUAAGGAAGUGUUAUUUACUCCUCAUGACAUAAGAACUAGGGGUCACAACAUUAAAUUAACAGCAGGUUUAAAACAAACAAAAGGAAGUAUUUCUUCACACAAUGCCCAGUCAACCUGUGGAACUCUGUCAGAGGAAGUUGUGAAGGCCAAGACUUAUAACAGGGUUCAAAAAAGAACUAGAUA
Emys orbicularis (European pond turtle) is the source of this 4410-nucleotide messenger RNA. It is a transcript of the gene IKBKG, whose product is annotated as inhibitor of nuclear factor kappa B kinase regulatory subunit gamma. The transcript is spliced from 14 exons. Gene Ontology annotation, biological process: positive regulation of canonical NF-kappaB signal transduction. Gene Ontology annotation, molecular function: K63-linked polyubiquitin modification-dependent protein binding. Bases 1 to 1734 code for a protein of 577 amino acids. The record is from RefSeq and is a predicted model, not a curated record. Gene Ontology annotation, cellular component: IkappaB kinase complex; cytoplasm; nucleus. NCBI's taxonomy places the organism in Eukaryota, Metazoa, Chordata, Testudines, Emydidae.